AUGGAUUCUUUGAAUUUCGGUACGAUAGCGUCAUAUUAUAAUAUCAGUCAGACCACAAUAGAGCGUUUUAGCUCUUCUGUGACCUCCCAAACAAAUUUAAAUGGCUUGCUGGAAAUAUUGGCGUCCGCAUCAGAGUUUGAUCACCUGCCAAUACGACCAGGUGAAGAAGAAUCGAUAAAAAGGUUGAUUCAUCAUCUGCCAUUCUCUAUUGAGAAUCCGAACUACACAGAUCCUCAUCUAAAAGCUAAUGCUCUUUUACAAGCCCAUCUGUGUAGGCGAAUGGUGGUUGGAAAUCUUGUAUUUGACCAGCGAGAGGUGAUUCUUUCUGCUACUAGGUUGGUUCAAGCAAUGGUUGAUGUUAUUUCCAGUAACGGUUGGCUUAGUCUAACACUUGUAACGAUGGAGGUAUGCCAGAUGGUGACACAGGGGUUAUUGCAUCGUAACUCGAUGCUCCUCCAGCUUCCUUACUUUACAGAGGAAUUGGUUAACAAGUGCCAAAAAAAUCGUAUAGAGACGGUGUUUGAUUUAGCGGAGAUGGAAGAUGAUGACAAGUGUAAGUUAUUGCAUAUGUCGGAUGUGCAGGUUCGGCAUAUUGCCCGUUGCUGUAACCAGUUUCCAAUCAUUCAAUUGAAGUAUAAUGUGGUGGAAAAUCAUAAUGUGAGUGUGCAGGUAACCCUUUUGCGAGAUACAGAAGUUGGACCUGUUAUUGCACCUCGAUAUCCCGGAACGAAAGAGGAGGAAGGAUGGUGGCUUGUUAUUGGGGAUACAAUGAGCAACCAAUUACUGGCCAUUAAGAGAGUUACACUCCAAAGGAAAUCUAAAGUGAAGCUGGAUUUUGCUGCCCCUGCUGAAGCUGGAACAAGGAACUACACACUCUAUUUCAUGUGCGAUUCUUACAAGGGUUGUGACCAGGAAUACAAAUUUACUCUUUGA
Molecule: messenger RNA, 933 nt
Organism: Solanum lycopersicum (tomato)
Lineage: Eukaryota; Viridiplantae; Streptophyta; Magnoliopsida; Solanales; Solanaceae
Source: RefSeq, a predicted model, not a curated record